AUGGCAGCCGCGGACGCCAGAGGGCGCUGCGCGUCAGUGUCCUCGCCUACAGGACACCUUGGGGCUUCGUACCCUCGUCUCGGAAACUCAGCCUUCCGACUGAAGCCUCGGAGUGUUCACGCCGGGGAAGUUGCCCAGUUGGAAUCUCGCCUUCACAGCUGCGAGCUCUAUUGUUUGCUUUUAGCUUCAGGUGACCUCCAGCAGUCCCCAAGGGUUUAUGAAAACACAGGUGCAGCCCUCUCGUAUCUGGACCCCAAGCUCUCACACCAAAGCGUGGCAUCUGGGGAGCUCUUCGUCGACGCUGUCGAGCUUCGGUGCUCCUGGGGUAGCAGGCAGAACUGCAGCGGUUCUCGGAAGGGAGGCCGCAGAGCGGAGAGUGAAUGGGGCGGUGGCCGGCGGCCUGCGGCUGGGCAAGCGCGGCCCGCAGAGCGAUUCUUCAGGACCGCGGACAGCGCCACAGGCUCCGCCCCGCCGGGGGCCCGCAGCCUGGCCACGCUCCCAGCCGCCUCGCAGGCUCGGCCCCUUGAAGCAGAGUGGCGCUUUCUGCGGACUCCUUGCUACCGCCCAGUCGCGACCUUAACGACCCGCCUCUCCCUCCCAGUCUUUGGGGAGCACUAA
This is a messenger RNA of Rangifer tarandus platyrhynchus (Svalbard reindeer), 618 nucleotides long. The record is from the annotation of a GenBank genome assembly. NCBI's taxonomy places the organism in Eukaryota, Metazoa, Chordata, Mammalia, Artiodactyla, Cervidae.